UACCACAUUGGUGCUAUUAUUACAAUGAUCAACUGCGAUUUACAACAACGAUCGUCGGUGAACAUCUGAGAAAACUCCAGCGGGGUUUCUGCAGAACAAAUCCUGAAUUUCGGAAAUUGUAUCGCUAAUCAUGCUUCCAUGCCAUCUUACACCGCCACAAACAAAUUACAUAUCUAGUUACAAAUACAACAAACAAUUUCAUGUUCCGUGGUACAUUGAAACAAACAGCACUCAAGAGCCUUGCAUCCUAGCCAAAAAAAAAAUCUCCAACUUCUCUACACUAGCCUUAGUGUUUCUGCCGCGCUAUCGUUCUCUCAACUUCUUGCUGUCCAUCGACUCAUGAGUUGAAGAAUCCAGGUCCUGCCCGCGAAAGCAGUUCCUUCCCGGCAUCCUUCCCCAUCAGUAUCAUAUCAUCAAUGGCAUAUGGACCUUUCCUGGAAGUCUCUAGC
Molecule: messenger RNA, 449 nt
Organism: Linum tenue
Lineage: Eukaryota; Viridiplantae; Streptophyta; Magnoliopsida; Malpighiales; Linaceae
Source: the annotation of a GenBank genome assembly